Molecule: messenger RNA, 2364 nt
Organism: Tetrahymena thermophila SB210
Lineage: Eukaryota; Ciliophora; Oligohymenophorea; Hymenostomatida; Tetrahymenidae
Exons: 2
Source: RefSeq, a predicted model, not a curated record
AUGUAUUGUUCAAAGGCUGCUUUGUUUAUUCUUAAAAAGUAGCGAUUCAGUGCUUAAAGAUUUUUUACCAUUCUUCCAAUAAAUUUAUAAAGUAAUAAAUAUAAGGCUAUUAUCAAACAAAUAAAAAAUAACACACCUGCUUCAUUCAAUAAGGCAAUUCGACAAAAGAAAAAGAAAACUACACAGAAACACUUUUUAGUAAAAAAAAAAAAAAAAAAGGAUAUAUAAAAUAGAUUAAGCAAGGUUGCACUAAAUAGUAAUAAUUAUAUAAAUAGAUAAAUGUAGGUUAUAAGCAAUCCAAAUGGAAUAGACAGCUAGCACUAGAUGUUGCUCAACUUGUUCUAAAAUUUUAUUGAAAUUCAUUCUGAAGAUUACGAAAAUUAAUCGAAUCUUUCUUAGUUGCGGAAGUAAAUGAAUUAAAAUAUCAAAAGAGAGUGGAACUAUUUCAAGUGCUAAAUUAACGUAAACCCACUGAACACUGACAAGAUCACCACUUAUUUUCAUCUUUUAGAGAAGAGUUUAUUAGAAAAUAAUAGUCUUGAUAAUUCUCCUUCUCAUUCACCUACAAUAAGACCUUCAUAGCAUUAAAAAGAUAUGAGUGAAUCAAGUAAAUCUCCAAACACAAGAUUUCUUACCAUCAAUCCGAAUGAUGUACCUAAAGAUGCAUUCAAAAAAAAUUGUUUCAAAAGAAGUACCAAUGCUGCAUAAAACAGAAUUAACCUUAAUAGCAACAGCAAUGACGAAACAGCAGUACCUUCGAAUAGGAUUUAAUAGACUCAUGGAUAUUUUUCUCCUCAAAUACAACCUAGUUCUGACAGAUAAUUUAGUUAAAUGUUACAAUAAUUUGAGCAGAAUACGAUGAAAAAUGCACGAAGCCCUUAUUACAAUUAAAGUAGUUAAGUAAACUAGCAUAAUUUCACGAGUGCAGUUUAAUCAAGCAAUUAAGAUCCUUUUUAAUAAUAAAAAAAUAAUUUUAUCAAACCAUCUUAAUUUUAAUAGCAAUAAGGAUAUCAAAAUAAUUAUCAAAUUUAAAUUAACUCUAGCAGCAAUACCACCUCAGAAAAUAAUGCCAUAAAUUAAUAAAGAGGGUUAAUCAAAGUGGAUGAAAGCAACUUUAAUAGUCCUCCUAUAUUUCCUCUUGAAACAGUAAAUAAUCAAUAACAAUUACAAUUACAACAACAAUAGCAAGUGCUAUCAAAAUUAGAUAGUGAAGAAAACAGUGCAAGUAACAGUGAAAGUAGUAGCACAAGAAACAGCUAAGAUAUCAUCAAUAAUGUUUCAAAUAGUUAGCCAAAUAAUAAUCCAAACGGGAAUAUGUUAAAUGCUAACUAAUCUCCUACAUUGAACAACACGCAAAGCAAUACAUCUUUGCAGAUAGAAAACCUUAAAAAUUAAGCAUAAUAAUUUUAUAAGGAAUACAAAAGCCAGCAAAUAGAUUCUUAAAGAUCAACAUAGCAAGAUACUUCUAAGAAUAUAGUUUAAAAUGUUAAUUUAAUCAAUCCUCAAUCAUAGCAAAUAGGAAAUUAGAAAGACAGUUCAUCAAUUUAGUAACAAUUUUAAUAGCCAAUCUAAUAAGUUUAAUCUCCGAUUAUUCCAAUCAGCUAUAAUAUUUCUUACGAUUAAGAGAAAUAUAUAGCUACAAACCCAUAAAUAUAGGUAAAUAUCCAAGGGAAUAACCAAGGAUAGUAGCAUUCGCACUCGUUAGAUUAUAACCAAUAAAAUCUAAAUAAGUUAGCUUUUAACAAUUUUCACUAGUAUAGGGCACUUUCUCCAAAUCCUCAAUCAACAUAAAAUAAUAAUUUAUAAUUCGAAAAUAGAACUUACAGUCCAAACAGUAGACUUUAUCACAAUCCUUAAAUGUAAAAUUUCUCUUAAUAAUAGUAGCAAUUAUAACCUCCCUAGAAACAAACUAAAAAUGCUUUAAAUUAUAAAAAUAAGCUGCUUUAAGCAGCAAAUCAGGCCGUUCCUUUAAAUUAAUAUCAAGUUGGAUAAUAGUAAAAGAGCGAUUAAAGUAUAAACUCAAAUUCUUCAAGUAAUUUGAGUAUGACCACUAAUAACCUGACUUAGCCUUAGAGUUUGGCUUAGCAAUAUGGAAUGUAAGAAAACCAAUCAACUGCAACUGUAUAGAGAUACUAAUCUCCAUUACGCCAAAUAAGCUCUAUAAAUUCUCUCUAGCAGAUAAAUCAAAAUUAAUAACAAUAAACCUAAUAAUAACCAGUAAACAACAUCGCAGAAUAAUAGUCAAUAAUUGAUGAAAUGUUGAGGUACUAAUUCAAAAUAAAGCAAGUCCUCGAAAAAACUCAACUGCUUGAAACUUACAUGAAAAAUAAUUCAAGUGCAAUAAAUUCUUUAUUUAACUAAUGA